Messenger RNA from Lasiosphaeria miniovina, 3126 nucleotides. Its product is annotated as kinesin. Gene Ontology annotation, molecular function: microtubule motor activity; ATP binding; microtubule binding. Gene Ontology annotation, biological process: microtubule-based movement. Lineage: Eukaryota; Fungi; Ascomycota; Sordariomycetes; Sordariales; Lasiosphaeriaceae. The transcript has 4 exons. Bases 1 to 3126 code for a protein of 1041 amino acids. The record is from RefSeq and is a predicted model, not a curated record.
AUGGCGCCCCUAGACCCGGGCGCUGCUUCAAUCUCGGUCGCAGUCCGAGUGCGACCGUUCACAGUUAGAGAAGCCGCCCAAAUAGUCAAGCAUGACGACGGCACAAUGUUUCUCGGCGACGGGUCGCUCGCUGGCGCACCGCCAAAGCUGCAUCAGCGCGGGAUCCGAUCGGUAAUCAAGGUGGUGGACGACAGAUGCCUCGUGUUCGACCCCCCCGAAGACAACCCGAUGCAGAAGUUCUCCAGGUCGGUCGUGCCGAUGGGGAAAAAGGUCAAGGAUCAGAUCUUUGCCUUCGAUCGCAUAUUCGACGACAACGCUUCCCAGGUCGACGUCUACGAGGGCACGACAAAAAACCUCCUUGACAGCGUCCUCGACGGCUACAAUGCCACCGUCUUCGCCUACGGCGCUACAGGGUGCGGCAAGACGCACACCAUCACGGGCACGUCGCAGCAGCCCGGCAUCAUCUUUCUGACCAUGCAGGAGCUGUUUGAGAAGAUCAACGAGCGCAGCAGCGAGAAGACCACAGAGGUUACCCUGUCGUACCUCGAAAUCUACAACGAGACGAUCCGCGAUCUGCUCGUGCCUGGCGGCAGCAAGCAGGGGCUCAUGCUACGCGAGGAUACGAACCAAGCCGUCACGGUCGCCGGCCUCACCAGCCACCACCCCAGAGACGUCCAGGAGGUCAUGGAUAUGAUAGUACAGGGCAACGAGUACCGCACAGUGUCGCCCACCGCGGCAAACGCCGUCUCGUCACGCUCCCAUGCCGUCUUGCAGAUCAACAUUGCGCAAAAAGAUCGCAACGCAGACAUCAACGAGCCGCACACUAUGGCCACGCUGAGCAUCAUCGACUUGGCGGGAAGCGAGCGCGCAAGCGCCACCAAGAACCGAGGGGAGCGGCUGCUCGAGGGCGCCAACAUCAACAAGUCGCUGCUGGCUCUGGGCAGCUGCAUCAACGCGCUGUGCGACCCACGAAAGAAGAACCACGUGCCCUACCGGAACAGCAAGCUCACCCGCCUGCUGAAAUUCUCCCUGGGUGGCAACUGCAAGACGGUCAUGAUUGUCUGCGUCAGUCCGUCGAGCGAACACUUUGACGAGACCCAAAACACUCUCCGCUACGCCAACCGCGCCAAGAACAUCCAGACCAAGGUCACGCGCAACGUCUUCAAUGUGAACCGCCACGUCAAGGACUUCCUGGUCAAGAUUGACGAGCAGAUGGCCAUGAUAAACGAGCUCAAGGCGCAGCAGAAAGACGCCGAGAGCAUAUUCUUCGCCAAGUUCCGCAAGCUGACGGAAAAGCGCGACGGCGUGGUGCGCGACGGCAUCAUGAGACUACGCGCAGCCUACGAAAAUGCCGCCGCAGAGCGCCAAGACAAGAUCAACUCGAUGAAAAAGUUGAGGACAAUCGAGCGGCGGAUCGGGCUGCUCUCGGCCUGGACUGCCGCGUUCGACACAGUUUGCGAUAGCCGCGAAAGCGAGGACGCAAUGGCGCCUAGCCUGGCCGCCAUUCGCAAAACGGCGCAGGGCAUUCUGGUUGAGCUGGAGGCAAGCAGGCAGCACAUCCACCAGAAGCUCGACCGGUCGAACUGGGAACGAGCCCUCGACUCGGCCUUGCACCACAGCAUCUCCCAGCUACCGUCGGGAGAUGGAACUUCGGAUGGCUCAGAGCAAGACACGUUGUUGCGCGAAGCCGAGAUGCUCAAGGCAGGCUUUAUGAGAGACGCCUAUCGGGAGGUGCUCGAGCACGACAAGGCUGGUGAUGCAGCGGUCCUGCAAGUCCUUCUCGCGGCCCAGUUCGACAUUCUGUCAUCGCUCUCGGAGCUGCUCACCAUGAGCGAGGAGGAAGCCGUCUCCCACGCGAAAUCCACCAUCAAGCGCCUUCUCGAGACGGGAUUCUCGGCGGCGUCGCACGUCGUAAAACCCGACGGCGCAAUGAUGCCCGUCGAGCUGUUCCCGCCAACAAAGCGCGGCACUCCCAAGCGCAAGAAGGCUGCCCCUGUCAACGUCCGGCCUGUUGCCGCUCCUGGUUUGGCGGCAAUAUCUGCCGCGCAGCAGCAGGCCCUUGUUUCUCCGGUGAAGGCAUCUCCUCGGCGUCGUAAGUUUGGCGCGGUGCGGAAGGGCGUGUCCUUUACCCCGGUUAAGAAGAAGCCGACUGUCCGGUGGCGCGAUGACGAGACAGAACAAGGAACCAUAGCCGACUUUGAGAAGACGCCGCAAGCUUUCACGUCGCCCGAUGAGGCCGCGAUCGAGCCACCAGUCCCCGUUCGGCCUCCGGUGCCCUCAUACCUCAACCACAUGAACUCUCCCCAAGAGUCCAGCCCCUCCCUCGCCCUUCCCGACGUAUCAUCGCUCCAGGUCGGUAAACCAAACAGGUUCCAAGCGGGCUUCUUGUCGAAGGGCCGGCUGUCAAGCCAAGGGUCCGGAAACGGCUCCCCGACGCCUCCGACAAUGACGCUGAACUUGACGUCCUCACCGGACAACGAAGACCGCCCGACGCCCUUGCGCAGCAUUCCCGUGAGCCGAGCAUCUAAUGUCUACUCGUCUCCGAGGAACGGCAGCCCAAAGGUCCCCACCAUGUUGUCAACACUGGACGAGAAUGAUCCACCCCGGCAAUUAUUGUCGAUACCUGUUCCCGCUGCAUCUGGCUCGGAUUCCGAGACGUCUACUAUCGAUCCGUUCAAGCUGCGGUCGGCACUCCACUCCAGCAAACGGCGCGACCGGCUUUCCUCGGCGUCGAGCCAUGCUUCAACUUCAAAACGCCUGUCCUCGGCCGGCUCGGGGUCCGGGCACCACCGUGCCUCGGCCAGCUAUUCCGGCCCGCUGUCGAGCUCCACAAACGGCAUCUCCCGCCACCGACGCGGAAGCGCCGAGCGCCGCCGGUCUCCGCCCAUCACGUGCUCUCCGCCGUCGCUGGGCAACGACUCGCUGGUGGCCGCAAGGUCUCUGACGCCCGGGCAGGCCCGCCGCAUGAACCUGGGCGGCAGCGUGCGCCUCGACGGCAUCAGCCCCCAGCGCGAGCGCAUCGAUGGCAAGGCUAGGAGAAUUACCAUUGGAAGCGCGGGCAUGGCGGCCGCGAACCACAAUGCCGGCCCGGCGAGGCCGCAGAGGUCAAGUGUGAUUUGGCGGUAA